CAAGUCAUCAUGAGUAUGUCUCCGAUAAACGUCAGAGUAUGCGUUUAAAGAUCGAAAGCGCCAGUAAAUUAACAUUAGUCUAUUCUACAUCAUGUUAGGGACAACAUCAUUUUUCGCGACUCAGGAACAUAUCGUCUAGCACUAAUAAGAAGAGAAAUUAUAAUGAGUGGCUUUGAAAUUUUGUGCGGGUUAGCCGCAUUACUUCUGGCUUUCUAUUAUUAUUCCACGUCAACCUUCGAUUUUUGGAAGAGUCGUGGAGUUCGAGGACCAAAGCCUGUAUUCUUAUUUGGAAACACCAUAGACCUGAUGUUUGCAAGAAUAUCAAUGGUGGCUUACCAGCAGAAUCUUUAUAAAGUAUACAAAAACGAGCCGAUGAUUGGGUUGUACAUGAGAAGAUCACCGGUUCUUAUUUUAAAAGAUCCGGAACUGAUAAAAGAUGUCAUGAUUAGAGAUUUCUCGAGAUUCGCCGAUCGAGGAUUUGCUGUUCAUGAAAGGACAGAACCAUUGUCUAUGCAUCUCUUCAAUUUGGAACCAAAAAGAUGGCGUCCGUUAAGAUCGAAGCUCACUCCAAUGUUCACAUCGGGCAAACUGAAAGACAUGUUUGGUCUCAUCCUCGAAUGUGCAGACCAUUUCGAAAAAUACUUGGAUAAACUGACCGCGAAGGAAGAGCCCAUAGAUUUUCGCGAGGUAACAGCGAAAUUCACGACCGACGUGAUUGGUUCCUGCGCCUUUGGAAUCGAGAUGAGCUCGUUAUCGGACGAAGACAGUGAGUUUCGUGAAAUCGGCAGACAAAUCUUCGCCUUGAACCUCGAGAACGUAAUACGGUUAAAACUCAGACUGUACAUGCCGAAACUGUACGAUUUGUUGGGUUACAUCGUACCCGACAAAAGACAUGCUCCGUUCUUUACCAAGCUCGUGACAGACACUAUGAAGUACAGGAAAGAGCAUAACAUAUACAGGCCUGACUUUAUACAUAUGCUUAUGGAAUUGAAAGAACAUCCAGAGAAAUUGGGCGACAUUAAAUUAACGGAUAGCUUAUUAACUGCGCAAGCUUUCGUUUUCUUUGCUGCCGGCUUUGAAACUUCGUCGUCGGCAAUGAGCAACGCUCUUUACGAACUCGCCCUAAAUCAAGAAAUUCAAGACAAAUUACGUCAAGAGAUCAGGGAACACCUUGCGAAACAUAACGGAGAGUUGCAAUACGAACAUGUUAAAGACAUGGAAUACUUGGAGAAAGUGUUUAAAGAGACAUUAAGGAAGUAUCCACCAGGAUCUAUAUUGCCAAGAAGAUCUACUUCCGCCUAUACUUUCAAGAACACAAAAGUCAGUAUACCGAAGGGUUUAAUGAUAUGGAUUCCCACAUACUCGUUGCAUCAUGAUGCUGACAUUUAUCCAAAUCCUGACGUGUUCAAUCCAGAGAACUUCAACGAAGACGCCAUUGAGGCUCGUCAUCCGAUGACCUAUUUACCAUUUGGCGAUGGACCAAGAAAUUGCAUUGGUGCACGUUUCGCUAUUUAUCAAACCAAAGUGGGUCUAAUCACGAUUCUUCGUAAUUAUAAAGUGGACGUUUGUGACAAAACCAUGAUUCCAUACGAGUUUACUAAGACGUCGUUUCUACUGACGCCGAAGGGGGGCAUAUAUUUGAAGUUAACGAAACUAGAAACAUAAUUUCAAAGCGAGACGUCCUUUAAAAUGACUAAUUUUAAUCGUAUUAACGCCGAAUAACAAAUUUUUCUAUGCUUGUGUUGUAAACUAAAUUUUGUAGUUGUGACAUGACAAUUUUCGUUCUCUGCCAUGUAAAUAUAAUGGAAUUUAACGUUUUUAA
Molecule: messenger RNA, 1822 nt
Organism: Bombus impatiens (common eastern bumble bee)
Lineage: Eukaryota; Metazoa; Arthropoda; Insecta; Hymenoptera; Apidae
Product: probable cytochrome P450 6a14
Exons: 6
Coding region: 163-1665 (500 amino acids)
Molecular function (GO): monooxygenase activity; oxidoreductase activity, acting on paired donors, with incorporation or reduction of molecular oxygen; heme binding
Source: RefSeq, a predicted model, not a curated record